AGCUGAAACAAGCAGCAGAAAUUCUCAGUGUUUUCCAAAGAAAACUGAGCCGGCAGGCCUCGGUUCGUUCAGCGGCUUUACGAAGAUGUUGAUGCUAACAGAGAUGAGAAACGAGUCAAAAUGAACCCUUUUCAGUACAACAUUCAACAGAGAAUGAGGAAAUGAUGCAUCGAGUGAGCAGCAGCAGUGAUUACUGUGUGGGUGAACUGGCAGAGGACUCUCAUCCAGCCAGCCACUUUGAUUUGUGCAGCACACAACCUGACAAGUUUUACACCUCUCCGACAAGCCCUGGUUUGCAGCUGUCUCUUGCCAGCCUCGCCCCCUUACCACAGGGAUUGCACAAAGCUGUAGCAUGUCAGCUGCACGACUCCCAGAGCGACCUCCAGCCACAGACCACGCGAAUCAGAACCACUGAGGCUGCUGGCUCCAAGAGAAAGAAGGGCGACGUGAAGUCAGGGAGGAGAGGCAGGCCAUCGGGUACCACUAAGUUGGCAGGGUACCGUACAAGCACUGGACGCCCGCUUGGUACAACCAGAGCGGCUGGGUUCAAAACCAGUCCAGGGAGGCCCCUGGGGACCACCAGGGCCGCGGGGUACAAAGUCAGCCCCGGCAGGCCGCCCGGCAGCUUCAGGAGCCUCGCUCGUCUCAAGAAGCUGCAGUUGGGUUGCGACGGCACCAGACAACUUGACUUGAGCACCUGCAGCGUUCCCAAAAGCCUGGACUUCACCGGCUGCGACGUUCCUCCGUUUGUGUACACCAUGAUGGAGAGCAGAGACCUCUGCGAGCCCAGCGGCAAGGUGGACGAAAGCAGCGAGUAGCAUUCCAACGAAUGGUUGACGGAGAAAAACAUUUCUAAAAAUGCUGAGAUUUCUUUUCUUUUUUUUUUUCUUCCUCUCACUUAAAACGACUGUGUAGUUUUACUUUACAGUGAACUGAUUUAACGUUCGUUGUUCUGGUUAGAUGCAUGCUUAUAUAUUAACACAUCAGUAUUGACCCCCCCCCC
Molecule: messenger RNA, 1003 nt
Organism: Nematolebias whitei (Rio pearlfish)
Lineage: Eukaryota; Metazoa; Chordata; Actinopteri; Cyprinodontiformes; Rivulidae
Product: UPF0461 protein C5orf24 homolog
Exons: 2
Coding region: 162-818 (218 amino acids)
Source: RefSeq, a predicted model, not a curated record